This is a messenger RNA of Paramuricea clavata, 1488 nucleotides long. The record is from the annotation of a GenBank genome assembly. NCBI's taxonomy places the organism in Eukaryota, Metazoa, Cnidaria, Anthozoa, Malacalcyonacea, Plexauridae.
AUGCAGUCGAAGUUCAACAUCAAUUUCCCUGUUUACAAGGCUGGAAAGCAUGGUCAAACCACCCUGGCUCUUCCUGACAGGGUGUAUAAAAUCGAUUUGACUGUUUAUUUGGACAUAGAGAAAAAUCCUGGACCAGAAAUGGAUGUGUUGGCUUAUUCAUCUAACUUGCCUCCCAAGAAUGUUAAUCUACGCGCUAUACAUGAAGGAUCAAUUAACUAUUUAAUGUCAAAUCAGUUACUAGGGUUCCAACCUUUUUACCAGCUACAAAGACCGUGUUUUGGUGAUGUAAGGCAUUCUCAAGAUGAUUUCGAAGCUUAUGGGGUAGGUAGGCGUGUUUCAUCUGUUUACGAAAUACAGAGAAUUCCAUCAGUAAACAUUACUAGAAGAAGGCAAUGCAUAUUUCAACAUAGAAAUAAUGUUGGUGCUAAUUUAAAUAAUCUUGUAAACAUUACGCCCACGAAGAAUUGUCCUAAAACUGAAACCUCAAAUUUGCUGCACCUCGCUAUGCUGAAUGCCCGUUCCUUAAACAACAAGGCCAUGUUUAUAAAGGACUACGUUGUAGAACACCGUGUAGAUUGUUUGGCAGUAACAGAAACUUGGUUAAACUCGAACAAUGUGUAUUUGAUUAAUGAACUCUGUCCUCGCGGGUAUGCAUUUAUGCAUAUUCCACGAAGUAUAGGCUAUGGGGGCGGUGUUGGCUUAUUGUAUAAAAAGAAUUACAAGACAGAAAAACAAAAUGUUGCCCAAUAUUCAUCAUUCGAGUAUAUGGAAACUUUAAUUAGAUCGCCUAGUACAGUUCUGAGGAUCGGUAUAGUUUAUCGACCCCCUCCUUCUGCAGAAAAUGGACAAACAGUUAACAUGUUUUUCGAUGAAUUUUCUGACUUACUUGAACGAUUGGCUGUAUCCAGCGGCAAACUCGUAUUGCUAGGAGAUUUUAACUUUCACGUUGACGAUCUCACAAACCCUCAGGCUGCAAGAUUCCUUGAUUUACUGGACUGCUACAAUUUAAAGCAGCAUAUAACUGGUGCAACUCAUAAAGCAAAUCACACCUUGGAUCUUGUGACUACUAGGUCAUGUGAGGAUAUGAUCCACAGCUGGUCAUCCAUGGACCCUCAAUUAUCUGAUCAUAAAGUUAUCCAUACAAAAUUACAUCUUAUUAAACCACGUCUACCAAGGCAAGAGAGACAAUACCGCAAACUUCGCAGUGUAGACCCAGCAGUUUUUCGAAAUGAUGUAAUUAAAUGCGCACUAUUCACCUCGGAAGCGUGUAAUGUGGUAGAUUUAUGUGACCAAUAUGACAGUGAAUUGCUCAAGGUUGUCGAUUCCCAUGCACCUUUAAAAACAUGCAUAGUAAGUUCACGACCGUCUGCACCAUGGUAUACUGAGGACAUUUCUAAGGAGAAAUGCAAGCGUCGUCAACUUGAAAGACGUUGGCGUAAGUCUGGAUUAGAUAUGGAUAAACAGCAGUAUUAUGAUCAGUGCAAACGG